Messenger RNA from Cajanus cajan (pigeon pea), 887 nucleotides. Its product is annotated as protein LURP-one-related 4. Lineage: Eukaryota; Viridiplantae; Streptophyta; Magnoliopsida; Fabales; Fabaceae. The record is from RefSeq and is a predicted model, not a curated record.
GCACAAGACCAUUUCUAAUUCCACAGACGCACACAACACAACACAACACAACUUGUUCUCUCAAACACAACAAUGGCCAAGGUUUACCCUCAGGAACCCUCAUCUCCUCAGUGUCUCACAUCUGAAAGAGAAACAUACACUCUAUGGUUGAAAUCACUUGUCUUCCACUCCAAUGGAUGCACAGUUUACGACUCAAAUGGUGACAUCGUUUAUCGAGUUGAUAACUACGACAGAAAGGGUAGAAGAGAAGUUAACCUCAUGGAUCUACGAGGCAAAGUUCUCUGCACCAUAAAGAAGAGAUUACUAGCUUUUGGAUGUUGGGAUGGCCACAGAUGCAUCAAUUCUAAUUUUGGUAGCCAGGAACAACCAUGGUUUCGAGUUAAAAGAUGCAAUCAAAUGAUCAAAGGGAAAGUAGCUUGCCAAAUUUCUGUGGGGUGUCAGAGGUACAACAUAGUAAAAACCAGUGGCAAAACAGAAGCAUUUAGAAUAGUGAACAUGGAUGGACAAAUAGUUGCCGAGGCAAAGCAAAAACACUCACCCUCAGGAGUUGUACUGAGUAACGAUGUUCUAACGUUGGAUUUGGCUGCCGGCACAGAUCAUUCCCUUGUAAUGGCUUUAGUGACGGUGUAUGGAUUGAUAUUCGGCAUAAUGUAAAUAAUGUCCAUAACAUGAGAUACACACAAUUUAUUCGGAGACUGAUAUAUUCAGCACACAUUGGUUCACUACCUUUGUGCCUGAUUAUUGUGUUGUUCCCAUCGUUCACUGUAAAUUUUCUGAGUGACAAGUUUUGUAAUCAGAAUUUUGCUUAGUUUGUAUAAAGAUAUAUCUAUGUACACAUAUUAUUAAUUAAUUGUUUACAGAGGAAACAGGAUACAAUUUAUUGUACA